Phoenix dactylifera (date palm) is the source of this 2217-nucleotide messenger RNA. Lineage: Eukaryota; Viridiplantae; Streptophyta; Magnoliopsida; Arecales; Arecaceae. The record is from RefSeq and is a predicted model, not a curated record.
AUGGGAAACAGGGGAGGCUUCUCGGCGCCGCUGUCGAUAUCGACAUGGUGGUCCUGCUGCUUGCUCUUGUUGUUCCAAGCUGUACUCGGUUAUUCUCAGAACCAGAGUUGCGAUUCUAAUGAUUUGAGUGCCUUGCGGGGCUUCUUAAAGGGCUUGGAUUUUGGUAUCCCGGGGUGGAGCCUCAAUGAGUCUUCCUCCAGUUGCUGCAAUUGGUCUGGCGUCCGCUGUGAUUCGAUUCGUAGCCGGAGAGUGAUCGGGUUGGAUCUUUAUAACAUGAGCUUGAAAGGUUCCAUCUCCGAUUCUUUGGCCGGCUUGGAUCAGCUGAAAAGUUUGAAUCUUUCGAGCAAUCUGCUCCAAGGAUCGGUUCCUCAGAAGUUGUUCCAUCUUCCUCGCCUGGAGCUUCUUGAUCUCAGCUUGAACAACCUCUCCGGAUCGAUUCCUUCUGAUCUGAGUCUCCCAUCGAUUCGGGUUUUCAACAUUUCCGACAAUUCCUUCACCGACAGCCACCCGAUCCUCGCCGGGUCGAGAAAUCUCACCAAGUUUGACGUCAGUGCGAAUGAUUUCUCCGGUGCCAUCAAACCAGGUAUCUGUAACUCCUCAUCUCGAGUUCAAGUCCUUAGCUUUUCGAUAAAUAAGUUCUCCGGCGACUUCCCGGUGGGCUUCGGCAAUUGCCGCUCUCUCGUCGAGCUUUCGCUCGCUAUGAAUAGGAUCACUGGAACUUUGCCUGAUGAUUUGUUCACACUGUCAUCUUUGACUCAAUUGAACCUUCAAGAGAACUCGUUAUCCGGCCCGGUGGGCUUCAAACUUGGUAAUCUUACCAACCUUGUUCAGUUGGAUGUUUCAUCGAAUAGCUUUUGGGGGCCGAUUCCUGAUGUCUUUGAUCGCCUCACAAAACUAGAAUGUUUUUCUGGUUGCAGCAACAAUUUUACCGGUAGUUUACCAGCUUCUUUGUCUAAUUCUUCGAUGCUUAGUGUGCUUAAUUUGAGGAACAACUUUCUCAGAGGAGGGAUCCAUCUCAAUCUCACCGCACUGGCUAGGCUCAGCACCCUUGAUCUUGGCUCCAAUUUGUUUUCUGGCCUUAUCCCUUAUGAUGUCCCUCAGUGUGUUGAAUUGAAAACCAUAAACCUUGCAAGAAACAAUCUUGCUGGUGAAAUCCCCCACAGCUUCCAGAACUUUGUUGCACUAUCUUACCUCUCACUCACCGGAAAUAACUUCUCUAAUAUAUCAUCAGCACUGCAAAUCCUACAGAGUUGCCCCAACCUUACUAGCUUGGUGCUUACUAAGAACUUCCAAGGUGGUGAAAUAAUGCCUUCUGCUGAGAUUGAAGGAUUUGAGAAGAUGGAGGUUCUUGUGAUCGCAAAUUGUCUUCUCUCCGGUUCAAUUCCACCCUGGUUGGCAAACUCGACCAGAUUGAAGGUCUUGGACGUAUCAUGGAACCACUUGGGUGGGAACAUCCCCUCAUGGUUAGGAAAUCUGGAGUAUCUCUUUUACUUGGAUAUUUCAAAUAAUUCACUCACCGGGCAGAUUCCCGAUAGCCUGACAGAAAUGAAGAGCCUCAUAUCUAGCAACGUAACGCAGCAGAGGUUCUCGAUGCCGGAUUUUCCGUUCUACAUCAAACGGAAUUCGACAGGAAAGGGAUUGCAGUAUAAUCAGGUCAGCAGCUUCCCACCAUCAUUUAUUCUGAGUCAUAACAAGCUUGUCGGACCGAUCUUGCCAGGCUUUGGGAACCUUGUGAAGCUGCAUGUGUUGGACCUAAGCUGGAACAAUCUCUCAGGAACCAUACCUGAGGAGUUGGCAGGCAUGUUGAACUUAGAGUCCUUAGGUUUGUCGCAUAAUAAUCUCAGUGGAAGCAUACCAUCCGCUCUGACCAAGCUGAGUUUUCUGUCAAGUUUCAACGUAGCUUACAACAAUUUAGUCGGAAAGAUCCCGAUGGGAGGCCAGUUCUUGACAUUCUCGAGUGAUGAUUUCACAGGGAACCCAGGUCUCUGUGGCAUUCACUUGUCCCCUUGCUUACCCAACACUCCUCCAGAAUCAGUGAGCAGACGAGGGAAGAAUAAAGGUGUUGCUGCAAGCAUGGCACUUGGAAUUGGAUUAGGGACUGUUUUUAUUCUCCCUGUUAUCUACUUAGCUGUGUCAAGCAUUAAUUCUAGAAGACAAGAAGACAAUGCCAAGGUGGUGGCGGAUGCCGAGUGGGUUUUGUCUGUUUCUAUUACGUGA